Molecule: messenger RNA, 1158 nt
Organism: Candidozyma auris
Lineage: Eukaryota; Fungi; Ascomycota; Pichiomycetes; Serinales; Metschnikowiaceae
Exons: 1
Coding region: 1-1158 (385 amino acids)
Molecular function (GO): protein binding
Source: RefSeq, a predicted model, not a curated record
AUGGUUGGCUCUUAUGAGCAUAACCUCUUGUGUCUUUCGCUAGUCUUGGAAGGUACCAAAGAACCUGUUUUCACACCAGUUUUUCACUUCCAGGCCCAUGCGUUAUCGAUCAAAUCCAUAGACAUUGCAAAGAGGUACUUGGUAACAGGCUCGAACGAUGAGCAUAUAAGAAUCUAUGAUCUACAAAAAAGAAAAGAGCUUGGGACUCUCUUGAGUCACCAAGGUACCGUUACCACAUUGAGAUUCUCUAAGAUAGGAGCUCAAAACAGUACAGAGACAGGCAAAUCAGGCAAAUGGCUUCUAUCCGGCUCUGAAGACGGUAAGAUCAUCAUAUGGAGAACAAAAGAUUGGGAAAUGUUGGGCACAUUGAAGGGUCACCAGGGCCGUGUCAAUGAUUUGGACAUUCAUCCUUCUGGAAGGGUAGCCAUUUCAGUUUCAACAGAUAAGACAGUGAGGUUAUGGAACUUGAUGACCGCUAAAAAAGCUGCAGUUCUUAAAAUAAAGGGUAAAGACCACUUGGGACAGUCUGGCGAAAUCGUCAGAUGGACCAAUUCAGGAAAGCAUUUCAUCGUUGGCUUAUUGAAUAGGAUCUUUUUCUACGAAUUGGGAGAUGAGGCGGAGAUUAAGCACAAGCUUGAAUUCAAAACUACCUUAAUGUGUCUUGAAGUAGCUCAUAUCCAAGGUAAAGAGUAUUUGAUAACUGGGCAUAGCAACGGUACGAUCGAAUUUGUUGAAAUUAACAAGAUCUUGGAUCUGAAGGAAGAAACACCAUCUACUGAGCCUGAAUUCGUCCUUAGUGGUCACCUGAACAGAGUUAAGGGCUUGAGUAUAUAUUGUGACGAAAUUGAAACCAAGGGGAUUCCAUACCUCGUUUCUGUGUCUUCUGAUGGAAGAAUUGUCGUAUGGGACUUGAGAACAGAGGUCAGAGAUCAAGUUGCUGUUUAUGAUAGCGGAGAAAGACUCAAUUGUGUUGCAGUACGCGGUGAAACAGUGGAAAAAGCGCACACAAUGAAAAGAACUCACGAGGAAUCAGAAGCAAAUGGAGUUAGUGAGUCUGAAUUUGAGACGGAUGCUGAGGAAGUUCAACGAGUCAUGAUUGAGAAGAAAAAGCGUGGAAAGAAGAAGAAAAAGUCAAAGGUCAAUGUAACCCUCGAGUAA